This is a messenger RNA of Candidula unifasciata, 1251 nucleotides long. The record is from the annotation of a GenBank genome assembly. NCBI's taxonomy places the organism in Eukaryota, Metazoa, Mollusca, Gastropoda, Stylommatophora, Geomitridae.
AUGGCUGACCUUUUUGUUGCACUGCCACCUGUCACAGCAUAUGGUGCUGUUUUGUUUGGAAAGAAUUCUAAUCGACCUGCAUCUGAAGUUCAAGAUGUCAUAUACGUGCCAGCCAAAGAUCAUGAAGAUGGAGACAAGGUUAAGUGCACUUACAUUGAAGUGGAUCAGGUGACCCACACACAUGCUGUGAUACUCAGCAAGCCUGCCUGGAUGUGGGGUGCUGAGAUGGGAGCCAACGAAAAAGGUGUGGCCAUUGGAAAUGCACCGGUCUGGACCAAGCUGAAUGGACAGCAGGACUUGGACAAGAAAUUGCUUGGGACUGACAUUGUUAGACUUAGUCUAGAGCGGGCAUCAACAGCCCGUGAAGCAGUCGAUGUGAUUUCAUCCCUGCUAGAGAGCCCUGGCCAGGGAGGACCUUGUACAGAUGAGUCUGACAAAGAAGGCUGGUGCUUUCACAACAGUUUUCUCAUAGCAGACGGUACAGAGGCUUGGGUUGUUGAGUCAGCCAGGACAUUGUGGGCAGCAGAGAGAAUUUCAGAUGGUUUCAGAAAUGUCUCAAAUGAAUUAAGCAUUAGAACAAAGAUGGACCUCACUUCACCUGGUCUCAUAGACCAGGCCAAAGCUUUGGGGCUAUAUUCUGAAGAUAAAGGGCCAUUUGAUUUCAAGGCCAUGUUGUGUGCACGUUCUGAGUCGGAGAUAUCAUCAGUUAACAACACAAGUGUUCGGUACAGACGGGGACAUGAGCUUUUGGAGAAGGCUGCUGCUUCAGGUGCACUGAGCUACCAAGACUUCUUCAGUAUUCUUCGUGACGAGGAUGGUGGAAUUUGUAUGAUGGACGGUGGUUUCAUCACCGCAGGCAGUCAAGUCUCAGUUCUCCUACCAGCUUCUUCUUGCUCUCCGUGUGUCCACUGGUUCACAGGGACACCCAACCCUGCCACUUCUAUUUACAAGCCAUUCUUCUUCGGCCCCGGCGCUGAAGUCGGUGAUGUCACUUUGUCCCCGCCAGAAGAAGCAGGAGCAGAACCAGGCAAGCGAGGACAUGCUCUUUACAGGAGCCACCAGCGCUUGUGCAGCCUGAUGGAGAGUCAGGAAGAGAAAGGGCAUAUGGUGCUGGCGCAGCUGCGCGAGCUGGAGAAGAAAUGCUGCGAAGAUGUUGAUGAAAUUAUUGCUAACUAUGACGAGGCAAGCUUCCCUAAACUCAAGCAGAUAUUCAAACACCUAGCAAGUAUGGAGAUCAAUUUCUACUUAUAG